Liolophura sinensis is the source of this 4810-nucleotide messenger RNA. RefSeq names its product cytosolic carboxypeptidase-like protein 5. NCBI's taxonomy places the organism in Eukaryota, Metazoa, Mollusca, Polyplacophora, Chitonida, Chitonidae. The transcript has 18 exons. The record is from RefSeq and is a predicted model, not a curated record. Gene Ontology annotation, biological process: proteolysis. Bases 202 to 3546 code for a protein of 1114 amino acids. Gene Ontology annotation, molecular function: zinc ion binding; metallocarboxypeptidase activity.
AAAAUGCCGUGUUUGGGAAAGAUUCGAGGAAAUGAAACCCUCGUAAAGAUGCAUUUCUUGUUAAUUGUGGGCUUUUCGUCAUUAAUGAUGUGAUCCGACUAAACGUUUACUGCUUUGGGUUAAGGUAAGGGACUGGAGGAACAUCAGGUGAGGAAUGUGGAGAAGAAUGACUAUCGUGUGACGUGUGUGUCCGACUGAAAGAUGGCAGAGUUCCGGGUUGGAAAUCUAUUUUUUACUGGCAAUUUUGACUCUGGAAAUUUGGCAAGGGUGGAGAAAGUUGUCAGGUCCGGAGAUGAUGAAGAGAAUGUUAUCACAGGGAAUUUUUACAUGGAUGUCAAGCCUGACUAUGAGGUGAAUGUGUGGACCAACCCAGACUGUGCGGGGACUCCGUAUGAAAAUGGGAAUAGAUCCUGGUUCUACUUUGGGGUCAGAGGAUACACUCCCUCCAAAGUCAUCAAAAUCAAUAUCAUGAACAUGAAUCGACAAGGCAAGCUAUACAGCCAGGGCCAUUCCCCAUUCACAAAGACUGUGCCAGGGAAGCCUCGCUGGGAACGAACUAGAGACAGACCCUCUUGGGAGACUGUAGACGGACAAUUUAUUCUUUCCUUUACACAUCGUUUUCUGGAAUUCCGUGGUGCAACAACUUUCUUCGCUUUUUGUUACCCGUGGUCGUACACUGAAAGUCAAGAGCAGCUUGUGGAACUUGACAGGAAGUUUGAGUCCUGUAAAUCCUUGCCACAUAAUCCGCCAGAAGAUAAGAUCUACUACUGCAGAGAGCUGUUGUGUAAUUCUCUGCAGAAGCAGCGCAUUGAUUUGAUCACCAUUUCAUCUUGUCACGGAAUUCUGCCUGAAAGAGAACCUCAUUUCGACAAAAAUCUCUUCCCUGACAGACUUGCCCAACGCUGUCACAAGUUUCAGGGCAAACGGGUGUUUUUCCUAAGCAGCAGAGUUCAUCCUGGUGAGACACCUGCCAGCUUUGUGUUCAAUGGCUUUCUCAAGUUCAUUUUGAGAGAAGAUGAUAAAAGAGCUGCCCAGCUACGCAAAAUGUAUGUCUUCAAAUUGAUUCCCAUGUUGAACCCCGACGGAGUUACCAAUGGGCACUACAGGACAGACACCCGUGGCUUGAAUCUAAACAGGCAGUACCAAGAUCCCGAUAACAAGAUGCAGCCCUCUAUAUAUGCUGCUAAAAGUAUCAUUGUUUACCAUCACAUUGUGUCCAGAGUGAGAACAAAUAAAGCACUGCCAAAGUGGACCCUUAAGUUUCCUGGUGGGCACAUUGUAUCAGUCGAAGCUGAGAAAAACUCUACCUCAAACAGUGCUGAAAAACUGAAUGAAGUGAAAGUGUGUGAAAGAAAUACAUUUCUGUGUGAAAGUACAUGUACAUCGGAUUCAGCAGAUGUAAACUAUAACGCACAUUCAGGAGAUGCGGGUAUUUGUAACUGGGACAUCAACGAGGGCCCAUUGGAGGGUAUCCCACUGUCAAGGUGUGAGCAGGAUGGUUUUAAUGCUGUGCAGCAGCAGCCUGCUAAGGCCAGGCUUGUCGUUGAGCCUCUAGAUUUGUCGGGCCUUCAGUCGUCUGUGGAGACUUUUGCCCCUGCUGGCAAGGGCAAUAACUCUCACUUCUCUUCCUCAGACAGUAGUAUCCUCAGUGCUAAGGCCUCCUGUCGUGUACCAGGCCUGAACUGUGCGGUAGUUGCCCAGAUGGCUAGCCUGAGCGUGCUGGAGAAGAAUCCCUUACAUCUGUCCCUGAAUAAACUGGAUUCUGACAGUGAGGAGGAGCGAAUAGGCAACGAGGGAUCAGAUGAAGAUGGAGACCAUGCGGUUAAAUCAGACAGUUGUAUAUUUGCUCCGCAUUUGUGUGAUCCUAACCUAUUGACGAUCCCCCCAGACCAGAGUGGUAUUGCCUUCUAUGUCGACCUGCACGGCCAUGCCUCUAAGAGGGGCUGCUUUAUCUAUGGUAACUACCUGGAGAAUGAGGAUCAACAGGUGGAUAACAUGCUAUACCCAAAGCUGAUCUCGAUGAACACUGCCCACUUUGAUUUCACGGGAUGUAACUUCACAGAGAGGAACAUGUAUGCGCGUGACAAACGGGAUGGAAUGUCGAAGGAGGGCAGUGGACGGGUGGCAGUGCACAAGAACAUAGGUCUUAUUCACAGCUACACACUUGAGUGCAACUACAACACAGGCAGGAUGGUGAACUCUGUGCCCCCAGCAUACGGAGAUAAUGGGCGGGCCACUCCUCCACCCAUGGCUGCCUUCCCACCCAAAUACACCACAGCUUUAUACGAGGAUGUGGGUAAGGCGUUGGCUGUGGCUGCCUUGGACAUAAGGGAUGCUAACCCAUGGUCCCGUGUGACGCUGUCUGAACACUCCAGUUUGCAGGGUGUGCGUGAUGCGGUCAGGAGGUACCUGAGGGGCAUACGAGGAGGGCCUCGUUUCCCUAGGAACCCUACCAAGACAGUGACCAGAACAACCAGCUUGCCUAACACAAAUUUGCAGACAGCCUCGUCAAAACCCUCCUCACAACCCUCCUCAAGUACAACACCAGCCAAAGGUACCCCAGUGAGAAGAGCAUCGCUCACCAACAGCCCUGUCAAGAGGGAACCAGGCCCUGUCCAGAGGGAACUAGGCCCUGUCCGGGAAGUGAAUCGUCCCACUGCAAGCACUCGGAGAAGAAUGACUGUGCCCAACUGUGCUGCCAAAGUUCAGCCUAAAGCUCCGUUAAUGGCCACCAAAAGUGCACCAGUAGCGACGCAUAUAAACACGUCAGUGCCCUUAGCCCUGACCUCUAUGACCUCGGAACAAACUGUGUAUCACACCUCUUCCCAUGGCAUUGAGGAAGACAGACUACGAUCCAUAAAGAUGACAGUUUCAACUCGUCAGAAGUCCUCCAGCCGUAUACCCAUCCUAGUGAAUCGCUCAGUCCUUCAGUUAGCAGACACUUGCUGUUUAGAAGGAGUAUCCUCACAGAUCAACAGAUACCCAGAGAGAUUACAUUACCACACUAUCAAACCGUUAUCUCCAAACAAACAUGCUCAGAUCCUGUACCAUCCAGCUCCACCUGCCAACACAGACCUACUGCCCUUCCAUGAACCACCAGGCUGUACCAAUGGUCAGUGUAAGGAGAAGCGCCUCAAGCUUGAUGCCACCCUUAGCCUGUCAGCCCAACUACAGGCCACUCCUGAGCGCAAGAUAAGCGUGGAACCGCCAAAAACUGACCCACCCAGAAGGAAGACGCGCCGCUUGUCCCAACUCUUGAAGAAGCGCAGUGUUUCGCACAGUCCCAAAACCAACUCCUGGAAAGGAAGUUCCUCAAAGACAGGUAGUGGCAAUGAUAGUGAAACAGAGAAAAAACCUCGCCGGAGGAGAAAAAAGUCCAAGAGAAAGUCCUCACUCGCCUCCCCUUCUUCUGAUGAAAUAGGACCAGUACAACCACUGCCAGAGACCGUUCUACAAGGUUCAGGGCUGGUGCUCUCCGCAAGGAUUAUCCACUUGCCUGUGACACCUCAUCAGCUCCUCCGAUCUCUUUCUUCCCUUCCCAACUAAGUCCAGACGAGAGGAGUGCGGACUGCAGGAUGGUGCACAUAAGACUGAGCCCGGUUUGACUGAUUCUCCAGCAUUCCGACAUAGGACCGUGCCACUGGCCAGCCGGUUUAGCAUGUACUGGAUGGACCCUUGAUACUCUGAUACUCUGAUACUCUACACAUAUCAGUUUAACACUUGACAAGUAUUUUUGUCACUAAAUCAGUAUGAUCCCAGUUUUAUAGACGUAUUAGUAUAUUUUUUAAGACGGCGUGAUUCAGAAUAUGUAAAAUUUAUUAAAAUAGUAUUAAACAUAGUCCGACAUUUCUUGUGAAAGGUAAAGUUUUAUCAGAAUGUUCAGUAUAUCAUAAUUUAUAAUUUUAUAAAAUUGAUGUUAUAAGAUGGCUAGUAUUUUGAUUGUCCUUGUUUUAUAAAGGAUAACAGAUGUAGAUGCGUAUGUGCAUAGAAACACUGUCCACACCAGUGUUUGUUGUCAGGUGUUAAGUGAAGAGAUGGCUGUGUAUAUAUUUUAUUGUUUUUAGUCUACUUAUCCCAGUUUAGGUGCUUACCUCACCAAUCAGUCAUCUGCAGUCUGUACAUAUAUUUUCACAAUAACUCCAGAAAGUAUUUUGUUUGAUUACAGUAUUUUUAAAUUUAUGUUAGGGGAUAAUUUUUAAUUUUUUGGGGGGAUUUUUUUUUAAUAUUUCAUAGAUAAUAUUGACAUGGGUCUCACAGAUGGGUAUCACUGUGAGUGUAACAGUUUGUGCACAGAAUAUUAAAUGACUGAAAACUUUGCCGAGUAAAGUGCAAAACAUGUAAAUGUCAGAAAAUACUUCGUUUGGUGAUGAAACUCACAAUUUAAUAUUCAGUUGGAUACCUUCCUGUUAAGAUGAAUAAAACUGGUAGAAUCAGGCAAAAUGUUCAACUUGGUCAUGGACGAAAUUUGAGGCCAUUUACUGUAUUGAACACCUACAGUAAACUGAUAUAUAUGACAUUGUAACUGGUUGAAAGUAACAAGAAUUGGUGCACUUUGUGAAAUUUGUCCCAUGGUCCAUUUUCCUUAUUCUCACUCAGAGGUUUUGUUCCAUACUUGACAUCGACAAGUUUCUAUAGAACCCACCCAUGUUUAUGAAGAAAAAAGAGUCUUCUAUUUUGAGUUUUCACCAUAGUAUGGUUGAAAUAUUGCCUAUGUGACGUUAAGCCAUAAUCAUUCAUUCAUUCAUUCUACAUGUAUUUUGAAUUUUAUUGGAAUCGGUUACAGUCCUGAACGACUGUCAUACAUAGCAAA